Messenger RNA from Aspergillus niger, 234 nucleotides. RefSeq lists its product as uncharacterized. Bases 1 to 234 code for a protein of 77 amino acids. The record is from RefSeq and is a predicted model, not a curated record. The transcript is spliced from 2 exons. NCBI's taxonomy places the organism in Eukaryota, Fungi, Ascomycota, Eurotiomycetes, Eurotiales, Aspergillaceae.
AUGUUCUCCCAUCUGCUAUUUCAGGGUACCCAAAGUAACGCAACCAAGGUUCCCAAAUUGGCGAUCAAGAUUGGAUUCUCGAAGAACGAAGAGCAAGAAAGAGCCUACCAAAAGCCCUACAUUAAACGAAGUCUCAGGCCUACCCUUGACAUGCCGGACAAUCUACACCCUGGCCAUUCUUUCCGCAGGUCAACAGAAGAUCCCCCCAAACCGGCCAUUUCUCACACAUCGUAA